AUGGAACGAGUCGAGCGACCCAGCUGUGCGGACCCCUUCGGGACUCGGCGUCGGGACUCCGGGCGCGAGGACUGGGCUGAUCUGGGAGAGGAAGGGGCGGAGGAGGGGGAGGAGGAGGACGGCGACGGCGACGAUCGCCUCUUCAACCGGCACGUGUUCGAGUCCAUCACGCACACCGUGGUGGAGAUGCAGAAGUCGAUGCGCAGCAUGAACCUCGACAUGGAGAGGACGCACGAGGCGAUGCGCGGCGUCACCCACCGGCUCAAGGUGCAGGGGCAGAUCGUGCAUGCGCUUCACCGCUCCAUGAACGUGUUGGAGAAGCGCGCAUGUCUCUUCGGCCCGCCCUCCGCCACCGCCACCGCCGCCACCGCCUCCGCCGGCGCCGCCACCGCCGUCACCAACGCGCCGCCAGGCACUGCGCCCGCAGCAUACACGGUACGGUAG
Messenger RNA from Gryllus bimaculatus (two-spotted cricket), 444 nucleotides. NCBI's taxonomy places the organism in Eukaryota, Metazoa, Arthropoda, Insecta, Orthoptera, Gryllidae. The record is from the annotation of a GenBank genome assembly.